UGCUUCUCAACUCUUCCUCCCUGCCUUGCUGCCUUUCUUUCUUUCUUUCUUUCUGUCUUUGUUGUGUAGCUUAGCUAGCUCUCUGCAGCUACUGAUCCCAUUGGAACAUGUUACUUCUUCUUCUUCUUCCUGAAUCCAAUUCGGUUAGGCAACAGUUUCCGUUCCAUGGAGGGAUCAACAUCAUCACCGGCGUCUUCCUCCCAAUCCCUCGCUUUCUACGACUUCCUGGAUCGCAUGCGAAACCCUGCUUCCCUCGAUCUUCUUCGAUCAAUUAAGAGCUUCAUUGUAUCAUUUUCAUUCUAUCCAUGCAAUCCUGAAAGUGAUGGGAAAAGAGUGCAAGAGUUCUUCUCAACAACAGAAACUGCAAUAAGAGAUCAUCCAUUGUGGAUGGGUGCCACUGAAGAAGAGAUUGACUGUGCAAUGGAGGGUUUGGAGAAAUAUAUAAUGACUAAAUUGUUCUCCCGGACAUUUUCUGCUUUGCCUGAGGAUGCAAGGAUUGAUAAUGACAUAUCAGAGAAAAUAUGCUUGCUGCAAACCUUUCUGAAGCCUGAACAUCUGGACAUACCAGCACUUCUUCGCAAUGAAGCUUCAUGGCUGCUGGCUGAGAAAGAAUUGAGGAAAAUCAAUGGUUUCAAAUCUCCUCGUGAGAAACUAUUGUGUAUAAUGAAUUGUUGUAAGGUCAUCAACAAUCUGCUGCUCAAUGCAACAAUUUCUGAAAAUCAUGUGCCAGCUGGGGCUGAUGACUUUCUCCCUGUGCUCAUAUAUGUUACAAUAAAGGCCAAUCCUCCCCAAUUACAUUCUAACCUGAAAUUCAUCCAGUUGUACCGAUGGCAAGCAAAACUCGUCUCAGAAGCUGCAUAUUAUUUCACAAAUCUUGUGUCAGCCAUGGCAUUUAUAGUUGACUUAAAUGCUACAUCCCUUUCCAUGGAUGAGGACAAAUUUGAGGAAAACAUGGAAGCAGCCAAAUUGAAGAGCAAAUUAAAAAGUGAAGAAUAUCAGAUGAUCAAACAAGGGGAGGCCAAGUGCAGUUCAUCAGGCAAAAUGUGUGACGAAAUUGAAGAGACAAGAGUUAUGUCGCUUGAAUCAAAUUAUCCAUAUAUGGAAGCUCGGAGUGGAGAGUUGAAGGAGAGAGACGUUGACAGAUUGUUAAGUCUCUACAAGGAUUUAGUUUUGAAGUAUACAGCCUUGUGCAAAGCUAUUGAUUGCCUUCCAAUUUCAGAGAAAGAACCAAUUCUUGGACACCUAAAGAUGCAGGAAACAGUCAGUCUGGUUGCACCGCAGGGCCAAUGAAUUGGAAUAGAUAUGACCUCGGUUAAGGGAGUCGACGCGGAGCUUUUGCCUUCAACGCCGAGCUAUAAGCUGGGAUGAUCCGAGCUCUUCGUCCAGAGAGAUAUCACGUCACGGAGAGUAUGAACAAAGGGAGAGUGUACCUGCAAAAGGCAAUCUGAUACUUAAGUUAGUACUGAGAAUUCAGUAUAUCGUUUGAAGAUAAAAUAUCAUACCUUUAUAGGUGAGAUAAAAUAGGUCGAUUACGUUUCUAUU
Molecule: messenger RNA, 1542 nt
Organism: Arachis duranensis
Lineage: Eukaryota; Viridiplantae; Streptophyta; Magnoliopsida; Fabales; Fabaceae
Product: vacuolar protein sorting-associated protein 9A
Exons: 7
Coding region: 166-1290 (374 amino acids)
Biological process (GO): vesicle-mediated transport
Cellular component (GO): cytosol; endocytic vesicle
Molecular function (GO): guanyl-nucleotide exchange factor activity; small GTPase binding
Source: RefSeq, a predicted model, not a curated record